AUGGACCUGAGCGCCGCCGCCGCGCUGUGCCUCUGGCUGCUGAGCGCCUGCCGCCCUCGCGACGGGCUCGAAGCGGCUGCCGUGCUGCGGGCGGCGGGGGCAGGGCCGGCCCGGAGCCCGCGGGGUGGCGGCGGUGGCGGCGGGGGGACCCUCGGCCCGGCUGCGGGCGCCUCGGCCGUCCCGGGCGCCUCGGUGCCCCGGGCCCGCGCUGAGCGCCGCGCCGCCGGCUCAAGCUUCAGGAACGGCUCGGUGGUGCCGCACCGCUUCAUGAUGUCGCUCUACCGGAGCCUGGCCGGGAGGGCUCAGGCCGGAGUGACCGCCGCCUCCGUCUCGGGCCACAGCCGCGCCGACACCAUCACCGGCUUUGCAGACCGGGCCACCCAAGAAGACUCGGCAGCCGAGAGCGGCCAGAGCUUCCUGUUUGACGUGUCCAGCCUUCCCGACGCCGACGAGGUGAUAGGUGCAGAGUUGCGGGUGCUGCGCCGCGAGACCCUAGAGCCCGAGCACAGCAUCGCGACUCGGCCGCCGCCGCUGCUGCUGCUGUCCACGUGCCCGGGCGCCACCCGCGCCCCGCGCCUGCUGCACUCGCGAGCCGCCGAGCCCCUGGACCGAGCGCGCUGGGAGGUGUUCGACGUGGGCGACGCCGUGCGGGACCACCACCGGGAAGCGCGAGCCACCCGCGACUUCUGUCUCCUCUUGCGCGCCGUGGCGGGUCCGGGAAAGAGCCCGCUCGCUGUGCGGCUGCUGGGCUUCGGCUGGCGCGGAGGUGGAGGCGCAGCGGCCGAGGAGGAACGAGCCUUGCUGGUGGUCUCCUCCCGCACACAGAAGAAGGAGAGCCUGUUCCGGGAGAUCCGCGCCCAGGCCCGCGCGCUCGGGGCCUCUUUGACCGCGGAGCCGCCGCCGGACCCGGGACCCGGCUCCGGGUCAUCCAGGGUGGUUCUGGGUGGUCGCAGGCGACGGCGGACCGCUCUGACCGGGACGCGCGGACCGCAGGGCAGCGGCGGGGGCGCGGGCCGGGGCCACGGGCGCAGGGGCCGGAGCCGCUGCAGCCGGAAGCCGCUGCAUGUCGACUUCAAGGAGCUGGGCUGGGACGACUGGAUCAUCGCACCGCUGGACUACGAGGCGUACCACUGCGAGGGCGUUUGCGACUUCCCGCUGCGCUCGCACCUGGAGCCCACCAACCACGCCAUCAUCCAGACGUUGCUCAACUCCAUGGCGCCCGAGGCGGCGCCGGCCUCCUGCUGCGUGCCCGCACGCCUCAGCCCCAUCAGCAUCUUGUACAUCGACGCCGCCAACAACGUGGUCUACAAACAAUACGAAGACAUGGUGGUGGAGGCGUGCGGCUGCAGGUAG
Molecule: messenger RNA, 1353 nt
Organism: Ochotona curzoniae (black-lipped pika)
Lineage: Eukaryota; Metazoa; Chordata; Mammalia; Lagomorpha; Ochotonidae
Gene: GDF7
Product: growth differentiation factor 7
Exons: 2
Coding region: 1-1353 (450 amino acids)
Biological process (GO): BMP signaling pathway; SMAD protein signal transduction
Cellular component (GO): extracellular region
Molecular function (GO): growth factor activity; cytokine activity
Source: RefSeq, a predicted model, not a curated record